AUGAAGAAGCACUUUCUCUAUGCCCCAUUGGGAAACAAGAGACACAAUCGAGAGCUGCAACUUUCCUCCGUCGUGAGCGUCGGCACCCUGCCCUCCAGACUACAGACCAUCCUUGUCUUCCUCUACUUCUCCAGCCAAGUCGCAUACUGCGUCUUCCUGGACUACAAGGUCAACCACAAGGCAGCGCUCGUGGCUGAGCUCCGCGGACGAUCCGGGACGCUGGCCGUCCUCAACAUGGUCCCUCUCUUCGUUCUCGCCGGCCGAAACAAUCCCUUAAUAUCAAUUCUUCACAUCAGCUUCGACACAUACAACCUCCUCCACCGCUGGCUGGGCCGUAUGGUAGUAGUUGAAUCAGUCGUCCACACAGCCGCAUGGGCCGUCAACGCCGUGGACGAGCAAGACUUCGCCGACAUGCUGAUCCGACUUCGAUCAACCCCAUUCUUCACCUGGGGCCUCGUUGGAACCGUCGCAAUGAUCUUCUUGGCCCUGCACUCUCCAUCCCCAGUCCGCCACGCUUUCUACGAGACAUUCCUUCACCUCCACCAACUAGCAGCGGUACUAGCCUACCUCGGCGUCUUCCUGCACCUCAAACUCGACAACCUCCCCCAACUAAGCUGGGCAAUCGCCAUAGCAGUCAUCUGGUUCCUAGAACGCUCAGCCCGUCUCAUUCGCCUCCUCCACCUCAACGUCUCAACAGGAGGAACAACCACAAUGACCGUCCAAGCCCUUCCCGGCGAAGCCUGCCGCGUAACCUUCCACCUCCCAAAACGCAUCGAUAUCAAACCAGGCUGCCACGUCUUCGCCUACAUCCCCCAAAUCUCCUGGUGGAUGUCACACCCUUUCUCAAUCGCCUGGGCCGAAGACGCCUCAACCCCCCAAAUCCAAUCCUCCAAAUACGCAGACCUCGAAAAACAAAUUACCCUCCCCUCAACAACAAAAACCCAAGUCUCCCUAAUCAUCGGCGCCCAAAAAGGCAUGACCCGCCGCCUCUUCAACCUCGCCAACGCCUCCCCUUCAAAAUCCCUCUCCCUCUCGGGCUUCAUUGAAGGCCCCUACGGCUCCCACCCAAGCAAUCCCGCAAGCUACGGGACAGCAGUCCUCUUCUCCGCAGGCGCGGGUAUCACACACCACCUCCUCUACACCCGCCAAUUAGUCCAAGCAGCAAACGAAGGCACCGCAGCUACCCGCCGCGUCUACCUCGUUUGGUCCGUCCGCUCAACAGAUCACUUAUCAUGGGUUAGCAAGUUCAUGGACCAGAUUCUGCGCCUGCCGGGCCGGCGCGAUAUCUUGACUGUCAAGUUGUUCGUGUCGAAACCGCGCAAGGCGUCUGAUAUCGUCAGCCCGUCCCCUUCGGUCACGAUGCAGGCUGGUAGGUGUCGGCCGGAUGUUGUGCUUGAUGAGAUUUUGCCUGGCCGCACCGGUGCUACGCUGGUGAGUGUUUGUGGGCCUGGGGCUUUUGCGGAUGAAGUUAGAGCUGCGGCUAGGGGGAGGAUUGGGAAGGGUGCUGUGGUUGAUUUUGCCGAGGAGGCUUUUACUUGGUGA
Molecule: messenger RNA, 1542 nt
Organism: Penicillium brevicompactum
Lineage: Eukaryota; Fungi; Ascomycota; Eurotiomycetes; Eurotiales; Aspergillaceae
Product: ferric reductase family protein
Exons: 1
Coding region: 1-1542 (513 amino acids)
Biological process (GO): iron ion transport; intracellular iron ion homeostasis; copper ion import
Cellular component (GO): plasma membrane
Molecular function (GO): ferric-chelate reductase activity
Source: RefSeq, a predicted model, not a curated record